Gossypium raimondii (Peruvian cotton) is the source of this 2709-nucleotide messenger RNA. RefSeq names its product probable disease resistance protein At5g66890. The transcript is spliced from 5 exons. Bases 84 to 2552 code for a protein of 822 amino acids. Gene Ontology annotation, biological process: defense response to fungus. Gene Ontology annotation, molecular function: ADP binding. The record is from RefSeq and is a predicted model, not a curated record. Lineage: Eukaryota; Viridiplantae; Streptophyta; Magnoliopsida; Malvales; Malvaceae.
UUAUUUGGGUUAAUUGUUGUCUUCAGAUUUAAAACAUUUAUAUUUUUUUGAAUUUUAGGUUCUGGGUUUCCAUCAAGUUUGCUAUGGCUGCAGGUUUAAUCGGAGGGGCUGCUUUAGGGGCAGGUUUCGGGGAGCUGCUUAGAGUCAUUGUAGAAGCGAGUAAAACAGCUGCCAUGUUUCGUGAUAACUUGGAGGAACUGGCGUCCAUGCUAUCACCUAUUGAACCUGUAAUUAAAGAAAUACAAUCAUUCAACAAAGCGUUUGAUAAAGAGUACGAAACAGAGCAGCUCGUCGAGAUCGUCAAGAGAGGGAAGAAACUUGUCACGAAGUGCAGUAAAAUUCGCAGGUGGGACAUCAUCAAAAAGCCUUAUUACUCGCACAAACUUCUUGGAUUGAAGAAAUCGCUUGAGAGAUUCUGUCAGAUUGUUAUGCAAACACAUCAAGCGAGGGACAUCAAAGAGGUGCUGUUUGAAACUAAAGAGAUUAGUGUGGGAAUUAGAAAAUUAAGUUUGAAAGAGGGGAGUAGCAACGGGAAUGGUAUAUGUAAUCAGGUAGCUGUUAUGGGUCCAUGCAGAGUUCCUGAGCCUCGAGGGAAAGUUCUUGGAUUCGAUGAGCCCUUGAAAGAGCUAAAGGUGAAGCUUUUGAAAGAUGGGGUUUCAGUCAUUAUUGUGUCUGCUCCUGGAGGAUCGGGAAAGACGACAUUGGUUAAACAGCUAUGUCAAGAUGAAGAGGUCAAAGGAAAAUAUGAAGACAACAUCUUCUAUGUCUCAGUUUCAAAGACACCCAACAUGGAGCUCAUUUUGCAGAAACUACUGCAGGCUAAGGAUUAUGCAGUGCCGGAAUUUCAAAAUGAGGAGGAUGGUCUGAACUACUUGGAGCAAAAAUUUAGGCAACUGGCAAUCAUUCCCAUUUUACUCAUCCUUGAUGAUGUUUGGCCUGGGUAUGAAUUCCUUGUUCACAACCUCAAGUUUGAAUUGCCAGAUUACAAAAUCUUGGUAACAUCAAGAUUUGCCUUCCCAAGAUUUGAUGAUUGUACGUAUUGUUUGAACCCAUUAAAUGAUGAUAAUGCUAUGACGCUUUUCCGUCAUAAUGCAUUCCUGCAAAAUGGAAAGCCUUGCAUUCCAGAAGAUAUCGUGAAUAAGGUAAUGAAAAGCUGUAAAGGACUUCCCCUGGCCCUUGAAGUGGUCGGUAGAUCGCUUUGUGGGCAGCCUGUUGCAAUGUGGCUAAAACAAGCAAAACAACAUUCUAAAGGAUUAUCCAUCUUGCACUCUAAUACUGAUCUGCUUGCUUAUCUUCAAAGCACUCUGGAUACCCUGGAUGAUGAGGCGGGAAUAAAGGACUGCUACCUAGAUUUGGGUUCAUUCCCUGAAGAUCACCAGACUCCAGCCACUGCGCUUAUUGAUAUGUGGGUGGAGCAAUACAAACUUGAUGAAGAUUGUGAUGCCUUUAUCAAACUCCAUGAACUCUCCAUCAGAAAUCUGGUUAAUCUUGUAGUCAUGAGGAAAGAUGAUGCAAGUGAAGCUGAUAGCUUCUACAACGAUCACUUUGUCAUGCAGCAUGAUCUUCUUAGAGAGCUUGCUAUCUAUCAGAGCAGCUUCGAUCCCAUAGAAAAAAGAAGACGGAUAAUUGUAGAAUUAAGCAGAAACAAUUUCCCGAAUUGGUGGUCAGAAGAGAAGCAGCAACCACUUGGUGCUCACCUCUUGUCUAUCUCCACAGAUGAAACAUUCUCAUACAACUGGGGUUACAUUCAAGCACCAGAAGUUGAGGUUUUAGUUCUCAAUUUUCGGGCAAAGAACUAUGUCUUACCGGUCUUCAUGGAGAAAAUGGAUAAAUUGAAGGUUUUGAUUGCCAUGAACGAUAGUAUUUACCCAGCAGAAGUAAGUAACUUUCAGCUUCUGUAUUCUUUAUCCAAUCUAAAGAGAUUUAGAUUAGAGAAGGUUUCAGUUCCAUCCUUCAGUACGAGCUCGUUUCAGCUAAAGAAUCUGCGAAAAAUAUCCUUGGUCAUGUGUAAUAUCAGUCAGGCUUUUGAAAAGGGCACAAACAAAAUGUCAGAUAAUUUUCCAAAUCUUUUGGAAAUCAACAUCGACUAUUGUGAUGAUCUGAUGGAACUGGGUGAAGGGUUGUGUGAUGUUGUUCAACUGAUGAAGCUUAGUAUCACCAAUUGCCACAAGCUCCGUGCACUGCCUGAAGGCAUUGGAAAGCUUGUAAACUUGGAAGUUUUGAGACUAACAUCCUGCACUGACCUCAUGUCGUUGCCUGAGACCAUUGGGAGCUUAUCCCAGCUCACUAUUCUUGACAUUUCCGACUGUCUAAGCAUCAAAAACUUGCCUACCCGGAUCAGUGAACUGCACAAUCUAGCGAAGCUCUGUAUGAGAGGGUGCUCUAGUUGUAACUUACCUUCAACAAUCACGAAGCUUCAACAUUUGAAGGAUGUUAUUUGUGAUGAGGAGACUGCCUACCAAUGGGAGUUCCUGAAAUCUUAUCUCACUAAUUUAAAGGUAACAGUUCAUGAACAAGAUACCAAUUUAAAUUGGCUUCAGAUAUUUGUAUAAUCUCCACUUUUCAUGUAUCUCGCAGUAUCCAUGGGGUUUUCUUUUUUUUGUAACAAUUGUGGUUAGGGAGAAAAGAGAUGUGGAUUAAAUACACACUUUCAUGUCAUAUAACACAAAUAUCUCAUCAUUAAGCAAAGUAAAGCUAUAACAUAUACCC